Messenger RNA from Corvus hawaiiensis (hawaiian crow), 575 nucleotides. RefSeq names its product interferon-induced transmembrane protein 5-like. The transcript is spliced from 2 exons. NCBI's taxonomy places the organism in Eukaryota, Metazoa, Chordata, Aves, Passeriformes, Corvidae. Gene Ontology annotation, biological process: bone morphogenesis; bone mineralization. The record is from RefSeq and is a predicted model, not a curated record. Gene Ontology annotation, cellular component: plasma membrane. Bases 7 to 384 code for a protein of 125 amino acids.
GUGGCCAUGGACACCUCGUAUCCCCGGGAGGAGCGGCCGCCCCCCAAGCGGGGCUCGUCCCCCGCCGCCCCCGCGCCCCGCGACCACCUCGUCUGGGCCAUCUUCAACACCCUCUACAUGAACUUCUGCUGCCUGGGCUUCGUGGCGCUCGCCUUCGCCGUCAAGGCUCGGGAUCGGAAAGUGUCCGGGGACGUGGAAGCUGCUCGGCACUUCAGCUCCAAGGCGCGCUGCUACAACGCCCUGGCCACGGCGGGCAGCGUGGUGCUGCCGCUGCUGCUCGGUGCCCUCAUUGUCACCGGUGUCAUCCACCUCUCCAAGCUGGCCCAGGAGUCCGUCGGCUUCUUCACCUACCGGUUCAGCGGGAGCGACGACGAGGACCAGUGAGCCAGGGAUGAAGGGCUGGCGGAACCUCCUCUGCCUCGCUGGCGGCCGCCCAAAAGGCCACCACCCCUCUCUGCCACCCCGCUGUGAGGGCAGAGUCAUUUUUCUUUGUCCUGUGGGGUUUUUUUUCCACCUCCCGUGACCUCACAUGGAGCCCCAGCUUCCGUGAUCACUGUUUAGUCAUUAAACGCUUC